AUGACGUUCCUGUUAGGCGCUGUAGUCGCUGUUGUACUCAUAAGUUUAUUGUUUAUUAUCCGGUUAUUGAUUGUUGUGAAGACUGGAUGGAAACAUAAAGCUGGAAGCAGAGGCUCGGUCUCUGCUCUGGUGGUCGCAGGAUCAGGUGGUCACACUACAGAGAUCCUGCGGCUGAUGGAGAGCCUGUCUGCAGUCUACACACCUCGACACUAUGUCAUCGCUGACACUGAUAAGAUGAGCGAGGAGAAAAUCUGCAGCUUUGAAAGCUCUAAACAACACUCUGACUCUGAGUCACAGUUCACUAUCUAUCGGAUCCCACGCAGUCGGGAGGUGCAUCAGUCGUGGAAGUCGUCUGUUCUCAGCACACUGACUGCUCUGUGGUACUCCCUCCCUCUGGUCUUCAGACUGAGACCUGACAUGGUGCUGUGUAAUGGCCCGGGGACCUGCGUUCCCCUGUGCGUGGCAGGAGUCCUGCUUGGAAUUCUGGGAAUGAAGAAAGUCCUGAUAGUUUAUGUUGAAAGCAUUUGCCGUGUGGAAACGCUGUCGCUCACAGGGAAGAUUCUCUACUUCAUAUCAGACUAUUUCUUUGUGCAGUGGUCCAGUCUGAGGGACAAAUACCCCAAAUCCAUUUUCCUUGGAAGAAUAGUGUAAAAACAUCUGUUACACAGAAAUGUAAGAAUAUUCUUGAAUAAAUGCUCUAUUUUUUUGUUGUUGCAAUCUGUUUACAUGUUCUUAUCUCUUCACAUCUGUAAAGGUGUGUGUCAUGUGAAUGUGUUCCAAAAUGACAUUCUCAUGUACUUCUUUUGUUGUGAUCAACAUAUCUUAUGUAAAUACAGAGAUAAAAACUUGAGAGCGAUCUGGAAGCAGGUAAUAUGUGUAUGUUGUACAUAUUUAGUAUUAGCAUGGUAAUAUACAGCAAGACCCAACCUGGAUGAUGGAUGAGAAUCAGCUUUAUUGGUAAAGUAUAUUGACAAGGUUGUGAAGGUUACUAUGGAAAUAUAAUAGGUUACAGAUUACUAGUUACUCUAUUUAAAAUGGAAUAAGUAAUGUAACUAUUUCAAUGACUUCAUCAAAGUAAUGUAACUUAUUACAUUUGAUGACUUUUCCAAUGUUCUAACCAAUGUUUCCAGCUGUUCCCAUUAAGCACCAAAAUCUAAGUUCAGCUGUUUUUCAUGGAUACUGACAUGAUUUAUAAGAGAGAUCUUUUCUUAUAAAGCAACAUUUAUCUCUCAUUUGAAAAUGUAUUCAUUAGUUCAUGUAGAUUUUGGAAUAUAAAAUAAAGAUAUUUGAUG
Messenger RNA from Scomber japonicus (chub mackerel), 1292 nucleotides. It is a transcript of the gene alg14, whose product is annotated as ALG14 UDP-N-acetylglucosaminyltransferase subunit. Gene Ontology annotation, biological process: dolichol-linked oligosaccharide biosynthetic process. The coding region runs from base 1 to 651 and encodes 216 amino acids. NCBI's taxonomy places the organism in Eukaryota, Metazoa, Chordata, Actinopteri, Scombriformes, Scombridae. The transcript has 4 exons. The record is from RefSeq and is a predicted model, not a curated record. Gene Ontology annotation, cellular component: UDP-N-acetylglucosamine transferase complex.